Puccinia graminis f. sp. tritici CRL 75-36-700-3 is the source of this 1575-nucleotide messenger RNA. RefSeq lists its product as uncharacterized. The record is from RefSeq and is a predicted model, not a curated record. Bases 1 to 1575 code for a protein of 524 amino acids. The transcript has 3 exons. NCBI's taxonomy places the organism in Eukaryota, Fungi, Basidiomycota, Pucciniomycetes, Pucciniales, Pucciniaceae.
AUGCUAAAAGUCUACUGCUUACUCGCCAUAUCUUUUGGUAUUUUAGUUGCUGGUCAGCCCAAAGAACAUCGAAGUGUGCAUCCUGUUGAUCCUUCAUAUGCUCCCCGACGCCAGUUGGCGCAAACCGAACCGGCCUACAAUAUAUCACUAUACUACGCCGAGGCGGGUUACCAAGAUGCAGCUCACUAUGCUUCAAUUAUCUCUUGGACAAUGCGCUAUCCGACUGUGGUCGCGUGGGAUCAUCCUGGAAUACGAUCAAUAAAUUGUGAUCUUAACGGGAUUCAUUUAGAAUUCACAUCUCAAGGCUUCAAGUUGAAAGCUCAGCAAUGGGAGUUUCCACUGGUCAUCGUGUUGGAUGGCGAUACCGGACACUGCGUUUCUGACGGCCCUAGUCAGGAGAGGUAUCACCCCUUCUAUGUGGAAUCAGUAUUGCAAGGUCAUGAGGAGAAGCCAAUAACUCUGAAUCUUUCUGGGUAUCGGUCUCGAUGGGAGGUUGUUGCUUACGAGCACCAAGUGCAAGUGGUUGAAGUGAAAGAUAAGCAAUCCGAUUCAGAUUCCUCUAGAACAUUGGCACAUAAACGAAGGGGAGUAAUGGCCCCAACCACCAUGCAGGUUUCACCGUCUUUGAACUUCGAUCACCAGGAGAAAAAGUGUUCAAACAGUGAAGUACCUAUCAACGUUGCCCAAUGGCCCUAUGGAUCACUUGAUAUUAAAUGCAAAAACUGCUUUGUUGAUUCGGACUUCCAGCUCAUCAUUGUUUGGGGAAGUCGCAUCAUCAACGCCGGCAUCGAGUGUAUAAAUCAACUCAUAAAAAAUUUAUACCGUGCUGAACAACAACUGAUUGCGUUGGCUCGGUCGGCGGAAAACAUUCUCGCAUCUCAGUUUUCAAAACUUAGUGAAAAGUUGGUAGACUUGAUUUCAGGAUUCUACAACCGCAUAAACGAGAUUGCUUUGUCCGCGAAUCACACACAGAAAGUGGAGGUGAAAGCAGAACUAGCAGAAGUUGUUUCAUCAUAUGAAGACACAAGUUCUAAAUUGCUCAAGCUUGCCCAAGGUCAAUUGGCCACCGGGAUUAUCUCCGCUCCAGCAUCUCCUCAAGACACUUUCGUGGCCACUCAUAAGCUAAAAGAGGCUAUAUCGAGUACAAGCAGUGAAUUAGGGUUGAUGAUACAAAAUGGCACCCAGCUGGUUAACGAUGAGUUAAGCUUACCACUAUGUACGACUUCUCCCCGGAAGGAAGGAGGGGGUCGUUGUCGAAGACCACCAAAACGCACGGUAGCAAGAUUGACCGGACGCUUAAAAGCAAAUUUCGACGUGGAAUUGAUUUUGACUGGAACUGGUGAAGUCUCCAAUGGGGAUGUAAAUGUCCUAUUGCUGAAUUUACCAGGGCUUCUCAUUCCAGGUAUUCUAUCGGUUGGCCCACAAGCUCGAUUAAUCAGUAACACUGCUUUGGUCUUCACAAGCUCUGCGAACCUGACCCUUGGCGCCGAGGCUGAAUGGCAAAACAUUGAUACAACAAUAGACGGUCAAAAUCCGGAGCUCGCACUUCAAACCACAAGUAACCUUUGGGAUUAA